AAAGAGUAUUGCGUUAAAAUCCACAGGGAAUCUCUCUGACUCCUCCUAACUCUUACUCCACAACAAAAUCUCGUUUAGGACUCAUCUUCCUUGUUCACUCUUCACUCUCUAAUCAAUUAUCUCUGGAUAUUAAGUAGAUUUCUAAAAUAGCUUAAAGUUGCUUGACGACCUUGAUCGUCAAAAAUUCUCAGGGUGCUCAACAAUUUGGAGUUCUUUUUCAGGCUUACCUUGAGAAAUGGACAACAAUCUUUCUCCAGAAGACAAUGACAACAUUGACUGGGAUACUGAAGAUGAAUUAGAAAUACAGGAAAUACAGGACACAACAUUUUCCUCAUGCAUGGAUUUAAGAACUACUGGACAGCAUACUGUUAGAUGUGAUGGGGAGGCAAGCUCAUCAUCAGUACCCUGUCAGUCCAAGUUCAUUCAGCAGUUUGUAGUGAUGGGAUUUCCUGAAGCAUCUAUUGCAAAAGCAAUAGAGCAAAAUGGAGAAGAUUCAGAUUUGGUGUUGGAUGCUCUUUUGACAUUCAAGGCCCUUGAAGACUCUCCUGAAGAACAACCCAGUGCUAGCCCUCAACCCUGCAUUAAUUCUGACGAUAGCUCUUCUGAAUACAACGAGAACUUUCUGGAUGAUGCGUAUGAGGAAGAUAGUUGGUCCUCCGACUCUGACAGCUGUAGAAAUUCUGCUAAACAAUGCUACGUGAAAGUUGAGAGCAGUUCUUCGUCUGAAAAAGAGAAGACUUUAUUGUUCUUGGCAAGUAUGGGAUACCCCAUGGAAGAGGUUUCCAUAGCAAUGGAGAGAUGUGGUCCAGAAGCAUCGGUUGCUGAAUUGACAGAUUUCAUAUGUGCUGCUCAAAUGGCAAGAGCAGAAGAUGUCUAUCUGCCAGAAGAUGUAAAGCCAAAACUGAACCAUAUAUUGAAUGGUAGUGGUGGAUACAAGAAGAGGAAGAUGUACAAUGAAUUGUGCAAAAGAAAAAAGGCAAAGGCGAUUUUUGAGGAAGAGACAAUUCGUUUGCCUAAACCUAUGAUUGGAUUUGGAGUUCCUACCGAACCAGUUCCAGCAAUGGUUCGAAGAACUCUUCCCGAGCAAGCUGUUGGACCCCCAUUUUUCUACUAUGAAAAUGUGGCUCUAGCUCCAAAGGGUGUGUGGGACACAAUUUCUAGAUUUUUGUAUGAUAUUGAGCCCGAGUUUGUCGACUCCAAAUAUUUUUGUGCCGCCGCAAGAAAAAGGGGUUAUAUUCAUAAUCUGCCGGUUGAAAAUAGAUUUCCUUUGUUUCCGCUUGCCCCACGUACCAUUCAUGAGGCACUUCCCCUAUCAAAGAAAUGGUGGCCAUCUUGGGAUCCACGGACAAAGUUAAAUUGUUUGCAAACAGCCAUUGGAAGUGCACAAUUGACGAAUAGGAUUAGGAAGGCUGUGGAGGACUAUGAUGGUGAGCCACCAAUGAGAGUUCAGAAGUUUGUUCUUGAUCAAUGUCGGAAGUGGAAUUUGGUGUGGGUUGGGAGAAACAAAGUUGCUCCUUUGGAGCCUGAUGAAGUUGAAAUGCUAUUGGGAUUUCCAAAGAACCAUACCAGGGGAGGUGGUAUAAGUAGGACCGAUAGAUACAAGUCGCUUGGUAAUUCAUUCCAGGUUGACACUGUGGCAUACCAUUUGUCGGUAUUGAAAGACUUGUUUCCCGGUGGUAUCAACGUCUUAUCACUCUUCUCUGGGAUUGGCGGUGGUGAAGUUGCUCUUUAUCGUCUCGGUAUUCCACUAAAAACAGUGGUUUCUGUGGAAAAAUCUGAAGUCAACAGGGAUAUUGUGAGAAGCUGGUGGGAGCAAACUAAUCAGAGAGGGAAUCUUAUACAUUUUAACGAUGUGCAGCAGCUGAAUGGAGACCGCUUGGAGCAACUGAUAGAGUCAUUUGGAGGAUUUGAUUUGGUAAUUGGUGGAAGCCCGUGCAAUAACCUUGCAGGCAGUAACAGAGUGAGCAGGGAUGGGCUUGAAGGCAAAGAGUCUUCCCUAUUUUAUGACUAUGUUCGGAUAUUGGACUUGGUCAAGUCCAUAAUGUCCAGACAUAGACAUUAGUAGACAAGUAGUAGGUUAUAUCAUCCCAACUGCCGUUACUUAUGCUAGAUUAACAAGUUCAAAGCAGGCGUAAAUGUAAAUCCAACUAUUGUAGUUGACAGCAGUAAUAGGAGGCAUUUGAUUAAGCAAUUGAAUUCAUCAUCCAACUGUGCGUUGCUUUAAGAAGGUGGAGCAAAUGAACAAAGGUAGAGAAAAGCAGUGAGACCUUACUUAAGAGUACCGAUUGAUUGUUGCUGAAACUUCAAAUCUUUUAGAAAUCUUUUAUUUUCGAACAUUUUCAAGCUUCUGUAUGCUAAUUCUUGAAUUGUAAACAUUAUUAUAUAUUUUGACUCUUUGGAUAUUACCCUUGGAUAUGAUGGGAUUAUUGGAAUAUGAUUCUGGUUAACUUCCUCAA
Messenger RNA from Nicotiana attenuata, 2456 nucleotides. RefSeq names its product DNA (cytosine-5)-methyltransferase DRM2-like. Gene Ontology annotation, cellular component: nucleus. The record is from RefSeq and is a predicted model, not a curated record. The transcript has 14 exons. NCBI's taxonomy places the organism in Eukaryota, Viridiplantae, Streptophyta, Magnoliopsida, Solanales, Solanaceae. Bases 236 to 2062 code for a protein of 608 amino acids. Gene Ontology annotation, molecular function: DNA (cytosine-5-)-methyltransferase activity.